Molecule: messenger RNA, 1044 nt
Organism: Megalops cyprinoides (Indo-Pacific tarpon)
Lineage: Eukaryota; Metazoa; Chordata; Actinopteri; Elopiformes; Megalopidae
Product: trace amine-associated receptor 1-like
Exons: 1
Coding region: 1-1044 (347 amino acids)
Biological process (GO): G protein-coupled receptor signaling pathway
Cellular component (GO): membrane
Molecular function (GO): trace-amine receptor activity
Source: RefSeq, a predicted model, not a curated record
AUGGAUUCAAUCAUGAACCUCAGUCAAACUGGGAGAGCUGAAUAUUUCUGUUAUGAGACUGAGAAUAGAUCUUGCCCAAGGUUCAUCUAUCCAACAGCAAUACGGGCUCCACUGUACGCUUUCUUUGGGUUUGCCAUCGUUCUCACCGUAUGUGGAAACCUACUCGUUAUCAUCGCCAUCGCUCACUUCAAACAGCUUCACACGCCAACCAACUACCUCAUCCUAUCGUUGGCUGUAGCUGACCUCCUCCUGGGGGGAAUCAUUAUGCCAGGUAGCAUGGUACGCACGGUGGAAACCUGCUGGUAUUUUGGAGACUUGUUCUGCAAGAUCCAUGCAGGCACAGGUGUCACGCUAUGCACCGCGUCCAUUUUAAAUCUGUCUUUCAUCUCCAUUGAUCGAUAUUACGCCGUUUGCCAACCCCUCCACUACCACACCAAGAUCACCACUGGGGUCGCAGUGACCAUGGUCCUGGUCAGUUGGAUCGUGUCUGCCUCUGUUGGUUUCGCCAUGGUAUUUUUGGAGUUGAACAUUUUGGGCAUUGAGGACUUUUAUUAUAACUAUAUUGCUUGUGUAGGAGGGUGUGUUUUAUUUCAGUCUGCAGCUUCAAGUUCAAUAUCUUCAAUCCUCUCCUUCUACAUCCCAGGGUUCAUUAUGGUUGGAAUCUAUCAGAAAAUCUUCCGUGUUGCACAGGAGCAAGCCCGUUCCAUCAACAGCAUUGCCUGUCAGAAUGUGAACUUUGAAAAAAACAAAAAAACUGUAAGCAACUCGGAGCGAAAGGCCACAAAGACUCUUGCAAUUGUUAUGGGGGUAUUCCUGUCAUGUUGGACCCCAUUUUUUGCAUGCAAUGUCAUUGAUCCAUAUCUGAAUUAUUCCAUUCCACCUGUGUUUCUUGACACACUUGUGUGGAUUGGAUAUUUAAAUUCUGCGUUUAAUCCUAUUGUUUAUGCUUUCUUUUACAGUUGGUUCAGGAAAGCAUUAAAAAUGAUAAUUUUUGGAAAAAUAUUUCAAUCUGAUUCCUCAAGAGCAAAAUUGUGUACAGACUGA